Messenger RNA from Botrytis fragariae, 1377 nucleotides. RefSeq names its product putative inosine-uridine preferring nucleoside hydrolase protein. Gene Ontology annotation, biological process: purine nucleoside catabolic process. Bases 1 to 1377 code for a protein of 458 amino acids. The record is from RefSeq and is a predicted model, not a curated record. NCBI's taxonomy places the organism in Eukaryota, Fungi, Ascomycota, Leotiomycetes, Helotiales, Sclerotiniaceae. Gene Ontology annotation, cellular component: cytosol. The transcript has 5 exons. Gene Ontology annotation, molecular function: purine nucleosidase activity.
AUGUCUCUUAAUCGUAUCAUUAUUGAUACUGAUCCUGGUAUCGAUGAUGUUCUCGCCAUUCUCUUAGCCUUGGCUGCAAAGCCAGAAGAGUUAGAUGUCAUGAUGAUUUCUAUAACUUAUGGAAAUGUUGAAGUUGAUAGUUGUUUGAAGAAUUGCGUAGCUUUAUUUCAUGUCCUUGAACAAGAAUUGAAAUGGAGACAGGGGCGUGGUCAACUUGAGGGCUUUGAUGCAAUGAAGAAGUCCAAGCCUAUCGUGGCUGUUGGAGCAGAUCAUCCACUUGAGGAUGAGAUGCUCAUGGCAGAUUACUUCCAUGGCGUUGAUGGUCUUGGUGGUGUUCAUACUAGUCAUCCACAUCUAUCUCCCGCCGAUACUUGGAAGACACUUUUCCAACCUCCUCCCGAAAAUGCUACCGCUGAAGGAAUUGCUGAAGCCCGCCUACUCGCUUCUCCAUCUCCAUCAUUCACAGCUUCUCAUGUUCCUGCUCAUAAGGAAAUGCUUCGCUUACUUCGAGAAAACCCUAAAGAUACAAUUACAAUUGUUUGUGUUGGACCUUUGACCAAUAUUGCUUUGGCUGCUGCGGAAGAUACUGAAACAUUUUUAAGAGUCAAGGAAGUUGUAGUAAUGGGUGGUGCGAUUGACGUAGAGGGUAAUAUUACCCCUGUCGCUGAAUUCAAUACUUAUGCAGAUGCGGUCGCAACUGCCAGAGUAUUUGCCCUUACAGGUCCAAACCCAAUUACCACCAUGCCACCGGUACCUUUGAAUAAGUCAACUCUUCCGCCAUAUCCUACGAACCUCUCCAGGAAACUUAACUUAACAUUAUUCCCCCUGGAUAUUACAACUCCACAUCAGUUAAUGAAGUCAGACUUCCAAGCGAAGUUGAAACCCCUCAUCAAAGCUGGAAGUCCUCUUGCAGAAUGGGUAUCUGUAUUUGUACACAAGACUUAUGAGAAAAUGAAUUCUCUUGGUAGAAAUGCAACAUCAAACCCAGGUCUCGAGUUACAUGAUCCACUUUGUAUUUGGUAUAUGUUGACUCGUUCAUCUCCUACUUGGAUGACUUUCCCAAGAGGACCAGAAGAUAUUCGAGUUGAAACAUCUGGUCAAUGGACUAGAGGUAUGCAUAUCGUUGAUAGACGUAUGAGAAAGAAGGCAGGAGUUGAACAAGUCAAGAGCCCUGGAGCUAUUGAUAUUAGAGAUCCAAUGGAGAGCAUUGCUUCCGUCGUUCAUAUUAACAACGAUAUUGGUGAUGUUACAGCCGAGGAGCCUGGAGACAAUGGUGGCUGGCUUAGCGUUCAUAAGGGUAACAGAGUCAACAGAAUUGUUGGUACUCCUGGAGAGGAAGCUUUUGGACCUUACCUUUUGGAAAGAGUUUUUGGAUAA